Messenger RNA from Melampsora larici-populina 98AG31, 1920 nucleotides. RefSeq names its product multi-copper oxidase laccase-like protein. The transcript is spliced from 23 exons. The record is from RefSeq and is a predicted model, not a curated record. NCBI's taxonomy places the organism in Eukaryota, Fungi, Basidiomycota, Pucciniomycetes, Pucciniales, Melampsoraceae. Bases 1 to 1920 code for a protein of 639 amino acids. Gene Ontology annotation, molecular function: oxidoreductase activity; copper ion binding.
AUGACGAUGUCAGGCAAUAGUUUAGCAUACCAAAGAAUUAUUUUAGUUUCUUCAUUACUCUUCAGUCUCUUCUCAUCUUGCUAUGCUGCUGUUAAGGUCAACUCUUCAGAGCUUUAUCUCUCCUCAGACUUCAAGAUUACCUCGACUGCUCAAACCAGGAACUACAGGUGGACUCUGACUAAUGAAACGGCGGCUCCAGAUGGAUAUACCAGAAAUAUGCUUGUAAUAAAUUCUCAUCGCGAUGAUUUUGAGCUGAGAGCUGACAGAACAUCUAAAAAUGCAUCCGUCUUGGCUUUGCAGGAAGGGGAUACAAUUAAUAUUGUAGUUACCAAUACCUUGAAUGGCUCUGUUUCUAUUCAUUGGCACGGCCUUCACCAAAACGGCACGGGAUGGAUGGAUGGUGUUACUGGUGUGACCCAGUGCCCAAUUCCAGCUGGUAGCACUUUCACGUAUACAUUUACCGUCAGCGGACAAUAUGGCACAUUCUGGUAUCAUGCUCACUCUCAGAACUACGCCGCGGACGGUGUGGCCGGGCCGCUCAUUAUCCAUAGCGUGGAUGAUCCGUUAGUAAGGGGAGUUGACUAUGAUCAAGAUGUGAUACUGUUCAUGAACGAUUGGUAUCAUAACUUGAGUGCCCUAAUUUUGUCAGAGCAACUUUCACCCGAAGGUUACCUGGGUUCAGUUGCAGCACCCUUACGAUCUUUCUUCCUUGAUCUUAACCACUUCAAGAUCUCCUCCUUAAUCAACGGUAUCGGAUAUUUUGAUUGCACGAAUGCCGAUCCUGGUUCAACUUGUACAACCCCAACGAAGUAUUUGACAUUCGAUCUUCAUGCUGGUCGGAAAACUAGACUUCGCCUCAUAGAAGGUGGAAGUCAUGCUCUUUUUCGAGUAUCAGUUGAUCAGCAUACACUCAAUGUGACAGAGGCAGAUGCAACUGGAGUGGCCGGACCAACAGCGGUUCACCGGGUUCCUUUUCAUAAUGGCGAGAGGUAUAGUGUAAUUCUUGAUUUAAGCAAGGAUACCAUUGGAAGUACUUUCUAUCUUAGAGCAGCCAUGGACACAGAUUGCUUCGCUUGGCUUGCACCUGGAAUGGAUGGACAGGCAGCAACCGCUCGAGCGAUAAUCAGAGUAGUCGAUCCUGCAGCCACUACUUACAACACGACAGUUACAACUCCAAAUUCCACCGAUUGGUCCGAUAGUGUUUCUGGAGAUUGUCUUGACCUAGAUCCUGACACUUUAGUACCAUUAGUCCCAGAAGACGCAUGUACAAAUGUUUUGGGACGCCUAUACUAUGAGUCAAGUUUUGGAUUUACGACCACGACUGAAAACUCAACGACUGUCAGUUUAGGUCGAUUUUUCGUCAAUGAUACGACCUGGUUAACUUAUGUUUAUCAACCUUUGUUAAGUGAAAUGACUUCAGGAGGACGAGGAUUCCUCAAUACCUCAGAAGUAGCUGCAUUUACGAUGGAAACCAACGGAUGCUAUGAUAUUGUUAUCAACAAUCUCGAUGCUGCAAUUAACCAUCCAUACCAUCUUCAUGGAGUUGAUGCCAAAACCGUAGCCACCGGAACUGGGGAACUCAAUGACACGGUCGCUGCUACCUUGACCUAUAAUACCACCAAUCCAUUGAGAAGAGACGCGAGUUUUGAAGGUUCUGAGCAUAGAAACCCUCGUCCCAGGUGGAACGUACCGAUAAGGAUAGUUGCCGACAAUCCAGGUGUUUGGAUCUUACAUUGUCACAUUGGAUGGCAUCUAGGUGCAGGAUUCGCAGGGGUGUUCGUCAUGAAUCCCGCUGCCGUGAGUCAAUUCACAAUACCAGCUGCAAAUCAAGCUCUAUGUGAUGGAGCAACUGCUGCAACUAUCGACGAGAUUGAGCCCGGAAGAAGAAAACGAAGUUUACAAUCUGCCUAUCAAUUUUAG